CCAAAAACGCUUUCCAGUCCGCCACGGGAUCGCCCGGAUUCAAUGCAGAGACAGCGGACGCAUCCCUAUCAAACUAUUUAACGGUAUCAGCGGGGGAAUCUUAUGAACACCACUGGUAUAAGCACUAUCGGUUCAUAAAGAGGAAAAUUCACUUUGGAUCAGUAACACAUUUAUCCACAUUUCCACAGAACUGACAAUGACAGAUCGAGCAAAUAAUUUCCCCCCUCUGCCUAAGUUUUUUCACAUAAAACCAUGUUUUUACCAGAACGUGGAUGAGGAAAUCCCACCACCCUAUCAGCAGCUAGUGCGGCGUAUAUACAAUCUUUGGAUGUUGUACUCGAUCACACUGUGUGUUAAUGUGGUUUCCUGUAUAGCCUGGUGGGCCGGAGGAGGUAAUGCGGAAAACUUUGGCCUGGCUCUCCUCUGGCUUGUAAUUUUCAGCCCAUGUAGUUACACCUGUUGGUUCAGGCCACUAUAUAAAGCUUUUCGGGCUGACAGUUCCUUCAACUUCAUGGCGUUCUUCUUCAUUUUCUUCAUGCAAUGUGUUCUCGCUUUCAUCCAAUGUCUUGGAAUAUCAGGUUGGGGAGCAUGUGGUUGGAUUGCCACAGUGAUUUUUUUCGGCACAAACAUCGCCUCCGCUAUAUUCAUGCUCCUCUCCGCUCUGCUCUUUACUGUGGACACUGUUUUAAUGGCGUUUGUUCUCAUCAAGGUUCAUCGGCUAUAUCGUGGAGGAGGGGGCAGUUUCCAGCGAGCGCAGGAAGAAUGGAGCACUGGCGUUUGGAAAAACCCCUCUGUGAGACAAGCCGGAUUCAAUGCUGUGUCCGAAACUGGCCCCAGUCUCCCACAGUAUCCUGCAGCUGUGCCCAAUUACCCAGAGAGCGGCCCAUGGUGAAACACUUUUGUACUGUAGAUGGAGCCAGAGUGCCAUAUGUUGUCUUAAUGCUAAAGGUUGCAGAGGGACUUCAAUAUUUUGAAUUACUGCGUUAUGUGUUUGCCCGAGGAUGUAAAACACAAUGGGCAGAUCACUG
Molecule: messenger RNA, 1028 nt
Organism: Paramisgurnus dabryanus
Lineage: Eukaryota; Metazoa; Chordata; Actinopteri; Cypriniformes; Cobitidae
Gene: scamp4
Product: secretory carrier membrane protein 4
Biological process (GO): protein transport
Cellular component (GO): recycling endosome membrane; trans-Golgi network membrane
Source: RefSeq, a predicted model, not a curated record